Molecule: messenger RNA, 2313 nt
Organism: Octodon degus (degu)
Lineage: Eukaryota; Metazoa; Chordata; Mammalia; Rodentia; Octodontidae
Gene: Ak7
Product: adenylate kinase 7
Exons: 18
Coding region: 34-2202 (722 amino acids)
Biological process (GO): nucleobase-containing compound metabolic process
Cellular component (GO): cytoplasm
Molecular function (GO): AMP kinase activity; ATP binding
Source: RefSeq, a predicted model, not a curated record
CUGUCACCUUAGCAACCAACGCUGCCGCCCGCCAUGGCUGAGGACGAAGAAGUUGCUUCUAGGACUGAGAAGGUUCUGCGGAUCCAGAGGGUGUUUAUAAACCUACUGGACACAUACAGCAGUGGAAACAUCGGGAAGUUCCUGGCCAGCUCCGUAGUGGGGGCUUCCCUUGAAGAAGUUGCAGAGGAAGAGGAAGACGAGGAUGAAAAUAAGCCUCCUGCCCCAGAAGCCACAGCAGCCAAGCAGAAGGAAGGCACGUUCCAGAUCGUGGGCACGCUUUCCAAGCCCAAAAGCAUCCAGCCAGACUUUGCCACAGAAACGUACAAGAACCUCUCUCGAGGAGACCUGCUCAUGCGCCUGCUGGAAUGCGACACGAUCAUUUACAACAUCACCGAGAGCCCGAAGCAAGCGGAGGAAGCCAUCUGGGCUGUCUCUGCGCUGAACGAAGAGGUCAAACGCUUUGGGAAGCGCAAGGUGUUUAUUCUACUCUCCACCGUGAUGACAUGGGCGAGAUCCAAGCCUCUGGACCCGGAGGACACCGAGGUCCCAUUCACGGAAGAGGACUACCGAAGAAGGAAGAAUCACCCAAAUUUUCUGGACCACAUAAAUGCUGAGAAAACAGUCCUCAAAUGUGGAAAAAAUGCCAGAAUGUUUGCAACAUACGUAGUUGCUGCAGGACUUCAGUACGGCAUGGAGGGAGGAAUCUUACACACAUUUUUUAAGCUUGCUUGGCUGGGCGAGGUCCCCGCGUUACCUGUUUUUGGAGAUGGAACAAAUAUCAUUCCAACAAUUCAUGUUCUUGACCUGGCGGGAGUGAUACAAAACAUCAUAGACCACGUGCCGAAGCACCACUACCUGGUCGCUGUGGAUGAGUCCGCUAACACCUUAGAAGACAUGGUCAAGCUCAUCAGUAAAAGUACCGGCCCUGGCAAAGUCCAGAAAGUCCCCAAAGAAAACGCUUUCCUCAUCAAGGACCUAACCCAAGACAGCAUUGACCACUUACUGGUCAACCUAAGAAUGGAGGCGCUCUUUGUGAAAGAGAAUUUCAACAUUCGCUGGGUGGCGCAGUCCGGAUUUGUGGAAAACAUUAACAGCAUCCUCAAAGAAUACAAGCAGAGCAGAGGGCUGCUGCCCAUCAAGAUCUGCAUCCUGGGUCCCCCCGCCGUGGGCAAGUCCAGCAUAGCGGAGGAGCUGUGCAGGCACUACAAGCUGCACCACAUCCAGCUGAAGGACGUGAUCGCCGAGGCCAUAGUCAAGCUGGAGGGGAUUGUCGCCCCCAAGGACAGAGGCGAGGAAGAAGAUGAGGAGGAAGAGGACGAGGAAAAUGUGGAGGAUGCUCAGGAGAUGCUGGACGGCAUCAAGGAAAGCAUGGAGCAGAACGCAGGUGAGCUAGAAGAUCAAUAUAUAAUUCGAUUUAUGAAAGAAAAGCUAAGAUCCAUGCCUUGUAGGAAUCAAGGUUACAUCUUGGAUGGAUUCCCAAAGACUUAUGAUCAAGCGAAAGACCUGUUCAGUCAGGAAGAUGAAGAAGAGGAAGAUGUUGAAGCCAGAGGCAAAGCAUUUCCUGUUGAUAAAUUAAUUAUACCUGAAUUUGUUUGCGGUCUGGAUGCCUCCGAUGAGUUUCUGAAGGAGCGGGUGAUAAACCUCCCGGAGAGCGUUGUGGCCGGGACCCACUACACCCAGGACCGCUUCCUCCGCGUGCUGAGCAACUACCGCGACAUCAACUCCGAAGAUGAGACUGUCUACAACUACUUUGAUGAAAUUGAAAUCCACCCCAUAUACAUUGAUGUGGGGAAACUCGAAGAUGCCCAGAACAGACUUGCCAUCAAACAACUCAUCAGAGAGAUUGGGGAGCCUCGGAAUUACGGGCUCACGGAUGAGGAGAAGGCAGAGCUGGAGCAGAAGGCUGCAGAGGAGCGCCUGGCCAAGGAGGCUGCUGAGGACGCAGCACGCCAGCAGGAGGAGGCCAUGGAGACCGCGGAGAGGCUGGCUCGCUGGGAGCAGUGGAAUAAACAACUAGAGGAAGUGAAGAGAGAAGAAAGAGAGCUACUGGAGGCUCGGUCGGCUCCCCUGAGAAACUACUUAAUCACCCACGUGAUGCCUACUCUGGUGCAAGGGCUCAAUGAGUGCUGCAAAGUGCGGCCCGAAGACCCUGUUGAUUUUCUGGCAGAAUAUCUUUUCAAGAACAAUCCUGAAACACAGUAAAACUUUGAAGAUCUUGUGUCCUGUAACUCUAUAAGAAGGCAACAGCAUUGUCAAUGGGAAAAUCCCUUUCAAAUUGCUUUCCUCGAUUUUGAAAUGUUUUUCCUAUAAACA